Botrytis fragariae is the source of this 372-nucleotide messenger RNA. RefSeq lists its product as uncharacterized. The coding region runs from base 1 to 372 and encodes 123 amino acids. The record is from RefSeq and is a predicted model, not a curated record. NCBI's taxonomy places the organism in Eukaryota, Fungi, Ascomycota, Leotiomycetes, Helotiales, Sclerotiniaceae. The transcript is spliced from 3 exons.
AUGGUUACAGACGAAUGGUACGUCCAGGCAACUGAAGAGACCACAUCCUUCCCAAACUUGUUAAGUCCUGUGAUAACUGAGUUUCCAUCCACUUGCGCUUUUCUUGUUGCAUUCAUAGUGACCACAGCUAUUGCAAGAGGUGGCUCCUGGUGCACCCGCAAUGAGAGAAGUGCUCUGACCACAUUUGCAACAGGUCAUGAUGGUUACUGCAUCAACAGCUGGGCCGCCGAACUCGUCGAGGUUGGUUGGGUUAUUCAUGGUGAUAUAUUCGGCAAGAAUUGGGGUAGUUUGGUUUUGAGAAACAACGGUCUUGAGCUUCUGAUAGCACAUGGCGAUUAUCUUGUCAAGUGUUUCGGCUUUUUGUUUCGCUGA